Messenger RNA from Closterium sp. NIES-65, 1137 nucleotides. The record is from the annotation of a GenBank genome assembly. Lineage: Eukaryota; Viridiplantae; Streptophyta; Zygnematophyceae; Desmidiales; Closteriaceae.
AUGUACAUCACCCUCUACUACAUAGUCACCCGCCUCCCUGACACCCUUCGCCCGGUCAAGGACCACUUCCUCUCUGUUUGCCCCACCACCCUCACCGUUGACCUCCUCGAGGAGCGUCUCCUAGCAGCAGAGAAGAGCAUAGUGGCUGUAGGAGCCUCUCGUGGUGACCCUGACGCCCCUGUCUUUGAGGGAUGCUCCCCCUCUCCUCUCUUGCCCUCUGUUGCCUCUGCUGCUGCGGCCGACCUCGUUGGGGCGCUGGAGGAGCUAGCGGGCGCGGUGGAGGCGGCGGUGGAGGCGGCGGUGGAGGCGGCGGAGGGGGUGGGGGUGGCGGUGGGGGUGGUGGCGAGGGUGGAGGCGUCGGUGGCGGCAGUGGAGGCGGAGGCGGCGGUGAUGGUGGCGGUGGGAGCGGAGGUGGCGGAGGUGGCGGCGGUGGAGGAGGCGGCGGCGGAGGAGGUGGAACUGGUCGGGGUGGCGCUGCGCAGAGGGUCGGCUCCAGUGGUGCGGGGUGGGGGUACUGGUCCAUGCACCUACGUCCUACGCACCAACGACCGCGCGGGUGAGCAGUGUGGGGGUGCGCACUCCACUCAGCGCUGCUUUGGCUGCCUGACGGACGCUUGGCGUCACCAGUUCCCUGAGGCCACUGAGAUCCCUCGCUGGGGCGAGCUGUCUAGGGCGGGAGUAGCUAUCUUUGACCUUGACUUUGAUGCUAUUCUUGCUGCCAUGUAUGCUGUGACUAUUAGUGAUGAGGGUGAUUGUAACCGGUGUUUUCCGCCCGACCCGGGCAUUGGGACUGGUGCUCUAGGUAUAGGUGAGGCUGCCGCUCUAGGUGCUAGCGAGGCUGCUGCUCUAGGUGCUAGUGCGUCUGCUUCCUCAAGUGCUGGUGAGUUUGCUCUCUCAGGCAUGGCCUCCCGUGUCCUUGUCUCUAGUCUUCCCCGGUCCCUCCCUCCCCUUCCUCCGGGGCCUGCCCCCACAUGCGUCCCCUGUGUCGAGGGGUGGCAGUGGGCUGCCCCUCACUCCUCCCAGUUUCCUCCGACAGAGGCCCCGCUGCAGACGCUUCACAUGGACGUGUGGGGCCCGGCCCGCGUCCGUGGACAGGGUCACGAGCGCUACUUCCUGCAGGUGGUUGACGACUACUAG